AUAGAACAACUCUUCCCCCCAUUUCCAAUCCCACACACAAAAUAAUAUUACACACACUAACUCUCUCUCCUUCCCUCCCUCUCUCUCUCUGAUUUAUCCUGUAAACACAUUAUCCAAAAUUCCCUUAUUUUCUUUUCUUUAAUUCUUCACUAUGGUUUCUCCAGAUGCCAUUCGCACAAUUCUUGGAAUCUUUGGAAAUGCCAUAUCUCUCUUCUUGUUUCUCUCCCCAGUACCGACAUUUAUUCAAAUAUGGAAGAAAGGAUCAGUGGAGCAGUACUCGCCAGUACCAUAUUUGGCGACGCUGAUAAACUGCAUGGUGUGGACAUUGUACGGUCUACCGAUGGUGAAUCCAGGUAGCAUACUCGUCGUUACAAUCAAUGGCACUGGUGUCGUCAUCGAGCUUGUGUACAUUAUCUUGUUCUUGAUUUAUUCCGACGGAAAGAAGAAGCGGUUGAAAGUGUUGUUGAUGAUGUUGGUUGAGGUCAUCUUCGUAGCUCUCUUAGCCCUCUUGGUUCUCACUUUGGCUCAUACUUACCAUCGCCGCUCCGCUAUCGUCGGGACCGUUUGUAUUCUCUUUAACAUCAUGAUGUAUGCUUCACCCUUGACCGUCAUGAAACUGGUGAUUAAGACAAAAAGUGUGGAAUAUAUGCCAUUUUUUCUAUCCUUUGCUUCAUUAGCAAACGGUAUCGUUUGGACUGCUUAUGCUUGCAUCCGUUUCGACCCCUUCAUCACGGUCCCCAACGGCCUCGGGACAUUGUCGGCCCUCGUUCAGCUUAUUCUCUACGCCACCUUUUACAAAUCAACUCAACGCCAAAUCGCCGAACGAAAAGCCCAAAUUCAUCUCUCUGAAGUCGUCGUCAACAGCGCCGUCUCUCUACCGGAAAAGACUGCUAAUGGCGGAGCUUCAACCACCCCUAUUUCUGACACGACGGCAACCCGGAAGGCCUGAUCGCCCGACGGACGGCGCCGGCUUGGAUGAGUUGGAUGCGUAAAAACCCAAUUCAUUAUUUAAAAAAAGAAGAGAUUUUGGAAUUAUAUGGUUUUUCUUUUUCAUGAAUAAACCUAAUUGUUAUUAUUAUUUUACUUAAGCAAAAAAGUAAUGAUAAUAAUUGUGGUUUGGGUUUGGGUUUUUUUUCUUUUUUCUUUUUUCUUUCUUUUGGGGGUCUUUUUUUUUCCUUGACAAGAAAAGAGAGGGAAAAAUAAAAGGCAUUUUGAUCUACAUUUUGGAUGAUUUUCUCUCAGUAUAUUCUUGGAAUUUUUAAGUGUUCAAA
This is a messenger RNA of Cucumis sativus (cucumber), 1271 nucleotides long. RefSeq names its product bidirectional sugar transporter SWEET4. Gene Ontology annotation, molecular function: sugar transmembrane transporter activity. Lineage: Eukaryota; Viridiplantae; Streptophyta; Magnoliopsida; Cucurbitales; Cucurbitaceae. The coding region runs from base 152 to 949 and encodes 265 amino acids. The record is from RefSeq and is a predicted model, not a curated record. Gene Ontology annotation, biological process: carbohydrate transport. The transcript has 5 exons. Gene Ontology annotation, cellular component: membrane.